AUGGAGGCGGGCCGGCUCGUGGAGCCGGAGGACCCCCCGAAGCACCACACGCGGCGCGCGCGGUCCGUCGUCGGCGCCGUCCUCGUCGUCGCCGCCACCGGGUUCGCCGCGGCGACGCGCAUCUCCGGCACCAGCAGCCCGCUGGCGCUGCUGCGGUCGACGUCGAGCGCGCGCGCGUCCGACGACGACAUCUUCUCGACGGCGCGCGAGCGCGUCGGCGACGACGCGUCGUCGUCCAAGGGCCGCGUCGCCGGCGACGACGACGACGACGACGGCGGCGCCGCGACGGAGACGAGGGGCCGCCGGUCCGACGACGACGACGACGGCGGCGCCGCCGACGACGCCGCGGCGCCGCACUACUGCGCCGACGACGACUUCCUGCGGUCCGCGCCCGUGGACUGCAUCCCCCGCGCGGGCAACGUCGGCGCGUGCGAGUGGUGCAUGAUCAACUGCGGCGAGGACGACGACGCGGACGACUCCGGCAAGGUCGACAAGAUGAAGACGAAGACCUGCCACUGGUGCAAUAAGGAGUGCUACACGCCGUCGACCUACGCGCCGACGACCGGCGCGACUCUCAGCUUCCCGCCCACGGAGACGUUCCGGCCGACGACGGCGCCGCUGCCGGAGCCGACGCAGCGGCCGAGCCUCGUGCCCAUCCCCUUCCCCACGAACGUCCCCGCGCCGGCGCCGUCCGUGGACCCGACGUCCGCGCGGCCCACGGGCGCGCCGCCGACGUUCAAGCCGACGACGUCGAAGCCGAGCCCCCGUCCGUACCCGGCGCCCACCCACGACCCGACGUCGAUGCCGUCCGUCGAGUGCCCGGCCAUGGAGUACGUCUACCGCGUGACGCUCUACGACGACGACGGCUCGGGGUGGGGCGGCUGCAACUACGAGAUCCUCAGCGACGACGACGACGGCUACGUGCUCUCGUCGGGCACGCUCGCGCCGGGCGCGACGAAGUCCACGGACUGGGUCUGCUUCACGAACUACUGCUACACGGCCUACAUCGACGACGACUGCAGCGACGACGACGACGUCUACAUGAUCAUCGAGGACACGGCGGGCGAGAAGGUCGAGGUGCGGCCGGGGACGACGGAGGCGUUCUGCACGGACGAGUCCGAACUCUACGACGCGCCCACGGGCGCGCCGAGCGUGCCGCCGUCGAACCACCCCGUCGGCACGCCCUCGGCGACGCCGUCGAGCGCGCCGUCGGCCAUGCCCACGAGCGAGCCGACCUACGCGCCGACGUCCGCGCCGUCGGGCGCGCCGACGCUCGCGCCGAGCCCGCGGCCGACGCGGCGCCCGACGGACCUGCCGACGACGCUGCCCUCCGUGCCGCCGACGUCGACGCCCACGGCGGAGCCCGCCUCGGCGCCGACGCCGACGCCGUCGCUCAUGCCGAGCCCGCGGCCCACGCGGCGGCCCACGGAGCUUCCGACGUCCGCGCCGACGGUCAUGCCGUCGCCCCGGCCCUCGCGGCGGCCCACCGACAUGCCCACGUCGACGCCGUCGAUCAUGCCGUCGCCCCUGCCCACGCGGCGGCCGACGCACCUGCCGACGUCGCUGCCGACGAUCGCGCCGUCGCCGCGGCCCACGCGGAAGCCCACGAAGCUGCCCACGAGCUUCCCGACCGUCGCGCCCUCGGCCGCGCCCUCGGGCACGCCGACGCUCCUGCCGACGGCGCCGCCCUCGACGCCGCCGUCGGCCGCGCCCAGCUCCGCGCCCUCCUACGCGCCCUCGAGCGCGCCGUCCGCGCCGCCGUCCGCGCCGCCGACCUCGGAGCCGACGACGAUGCCGACGCCGCCGCCGUCGACGCCGCCGACGAGCGCGCCGAGCGCGACGCCGUCCUACGCGCCCAGCGUCAUCCCGACGGGCCUGCCGACGACGCUGCCCACGUCCAUGCCGUCCAUCGAGUGCUCGCCGGGCGAGCACCACUACCGCGCGGUGCUCUACGACUCCGCGUCGUCCGCGUGGGCCGACGGCUGCGACUUCUCCAUCACGAACCGCACGACGGGCGCCGUCGUCGCGUCGGGGUCCAUGACCGCCGACCAGGCGUCCCAGACCAUGUGGCUCUGCCUGUCGAACGGCCAGUACUCGCUGACCGUGACGGACGACUGCAAGCGGUCCAACGGCAUCUCCAUGGAGCUGUUGGGCGAGGACGACGAGAGUCUGCGCUGCGAGGAGGCGCCCUGCGACGAGGUCUUCGAGGCCGCCGACGGCCAGUUCGCCUACGCGCCGACGGUGCUGCCGACGCUGCCGCCGACGCGCGCGCCCACGGUGCACCCGUCCCUCUUCCCCACGUCGGCGCCGUCCGUGCCGCCCACGUCCAAGCCGACGCGGCGGCCGACGAAGCUCCCGACGUCCCUGCCGACGACGCCGCCGUCGCCCGAGCCCACGCGGCGGCCCACGAAGCUCCCGACGUCGGACCCGACGACGACGCCGACGCCGCCGCCGUCCCAGACGCCGUCGGCGGCGCCCACGGCGGCGCCGUCCUACCCGCCGACGAUGGCGCCGACGCUCCACCCGUCGACGGCGCCGACGUCGACGCCCUCCUACCCGCCCACGGCGCUGCCGUCCGCGAAGCCGACGACGGCGCCGACGCCGUACCCGAGCGGCCUGCCGUCGCUGCUGCCCACGACGGACCCGACGGGCGUCCCCCUAUCCACGCCGACGACCGUGCCGUCCACCGCGCCGUCGUCGCAGCCCACGGGCAUGCCGCUGUCGACGCCGACGAGCUGCCCGUCGACGGCGCCGACCGCCGCGCCGUCCGCGGCGCCGACGGGCGUGCCCGAGUCGAAGCCCACGCCCGCGCCGACGCCGACGCCGACGCCCGAGCCCACGGUCGUGCCCGGCGAGCCGUCCCGGUCGCCCGUCGUCGCGACGCCCGCGCCGACGCCCGCGCCGACGCCCGCGCCCGCCGUGAAGUGCACCGACGUCGCGCCGACGCAGAUGCCCCUGUCGUCGACGGCCUUUGGGGGCGCGCCGACCUACUGCCCGACGGUCACGCCCGGCGCGCCGACGUCGGCGCCCGUCGUCCUCCCCGGCGAGACGCGCAAGCCCACGUCCGAGGGGCACGGCAACCAGCCGGGACCGCCGCCGCCGCCGUACGACGAGGACCCGAACCCGACGCACCACCCGACGGCCGCGAAGACGCCCAAGCCCACGUCCGAGGGGCACGGCGCCGCGCCGGGGCCGCCGCCGCCGCCGCCGCCGGCGAGCGACGACGACGGCGCGUCCGCGGAGGUCGACGACGACGUCGGCGUCGCGCCCGAGGUCGGCUCGCCGCCGUCGGCGAUGCCGACCUUCGCGAAGACGAAGAAGCCGACCUCCGAGGGCCACGGCAACUAUCCGGGACCGCCGCCGCCGCCCCCGCCCGACGACGACGGCGCCGCGACGGCCGCGGCCGACGCGGACCCCACCGCGGCGCCGACGCGCGAGUCCAAGCGCAUGCCCGGUUUUGUGCAAGGCAAGAAGAAGGCGGGGCACUCCUAA
Molecule: messenger RNA, 3492 nt
Organism: Aureococcus anophagefferens
Lineage: Eukaryota; Pelagophyceae; Pelagomonadales; Pelagomonadaceae
Exons: 1
Coding region: 1-3492 (1163 amino acids)
Source: RefSeq, a predicted model, not a curated record